Molecule: messenger RNA, 1713 nt
Organism: Diversispora eburnea
Lineage: Eukaryota; Fungi; Glomeromycota; Glomeromycetes; Diversisporales; Diversisporaceae
Source: the annotation of a GenBank genome assembly
AUGACAGUUUUUUCAAAACCUAUUGAUUCUUCUCGACGAUCCAAAGCUUUAACUUCUUUCGCGAUUAUAUCUUUCGCCAUUUGUUUAAUGGUUGCAAGAUAUGGUUAUAAGAAAAAAGUAGAAAAUAAUAAAAGUCCAAUACCUGGAAGUAAUAAGUACAUUUUAAAAGUACCUUACAAAAAUCGGUUGGCUACCGUAACCUUACGUCCAACACCGAUAGAAAGAUUUGAAUUUCUUAAAGGAAUAGCUUAUUGGUUCGCUAUUGCCGUUCCUGCAACCUAUACCAAUAGCAUGAUUCGAUUUCUACAAUCAAAAUUAUCAAUUGCAUUUAGAACGCGAUUAACACGAUAUGUUCAUGAUCUUUAUUUAAAUGAUCAAAAUGCCUAUUAUAAAGUUUCUAAUCUUGAUAAUAGACUUGAAGGAGUUGAUCAGUUAACACGUUUUUGUGAUGGUCUUUCAUCAUUAUAUUCAAAUUUAGGAAAACCUGUAUUAGAUACGAUCAUUUUUAAUUAUCAAUUAGCCAAGAGUGUGGGAACCACCAAUAUGUUAGUGUUAUUUAGUAAUUAUUUAUUAUCCGUCUGGGUCUUACGUAAGGUGACACCGGCGUUUGGUAAACUUGCCGCUGAGGAAGCCAAAUUGGAAGGUGAUUUUCGAGGGGUUCACACGAGGUUAAUCACGAAUGCUGAAGAAAUCGCAUUUUAUCAUGGAUCCGAAUUAGAACGAUCAAUUUUAAAUCGAACUUACACCCGUUUGAUUAAACAUAUUAAUGGAAUUUUAAAAGUUCGAAUCUUUUAUAACAUGUUUGAAGAUUUUAUCAUCAAAUAUUGUUGGAGUGCAUUGGGAUUAAUCACCAGUGCUGUACCAGUAUUCUUUCCGGAUUGGGGAGGUCGAGGUGGAAGAUUGGAAAUUCAAGGAAAUGGUAUUGAAAUCACGAAAUCUAUUGGCAGUGGUGGUCUUGGUGUUAAAGAAAGGGAUCAUGCGGGAGGACGUAUGAUGUAUUCUUAUAAAGAACUUGCAGAACUUGCGGGAGAUUUACGAGGAGAAGUGAUUUUAGGAUAUGAUGGUAUCAAAUUUGAAAAUGCUCCUGUCAUAGCAUUUAAUCCUGGAAAUAAAAGAGGAGGAGAAGUAUUGAUAAAGGAUUUAAAUGUUACAAUAAAUCCUGGUGAACAUUUAUUAAUAACUGGACCUAACGGAGUAGGAAAAACAAGCAUUUUAAGAGUGAUAGCUCAAUUAUGGCCUUUAUACCGAGGUCGACUUUCUAGACCUAAUGCAGGAGACAUUCAUUACAUUCCUCAACGAUCCUAUCUUGUUAUAGGAACACUUCAUGAAGAAUUAUUAGAAAUUCUUCAUAGAGUUCAAUUAGCUUAUAUACCUGAACGCGUAGGUGGAUGGGAAACAAAGAAGGAAUGGAAAGAUGUAUUUUCUGGUACUAGCGCAGUUAGUAAUGAUGUAGAAGGAUUAAUGUAUCAACAUACAAAGGAUAUUGGUAUAAAAGAACGAAUGACAGUGGAUAAAGAAAUAUCGGUACUAGAAGCUAAAUUAAAAGAUAUCAAAUCAAUUAAAAACAGAGUGGCCGAAAUCAAUAAAGAAUUACAUUUAGGAAUCGAAGGUCUAAACCAUUUUUCAAGAUUCCUUGGACCUCGAGCUAUUGUAAUUUCACCCGAAAUAUCUCUACUAAAUCCUGUUCCUAAUCCACAUAAUGAUAUUAAAUAA